Messenger RNA from Limulus polyphemus (Atlantic horseshoe crab), 2671 nucleotides. RefSeq names its product zinc finger protein 883-like. Gene Ontology annotation, biological process: regulation of transcription by RNA polymerase II. The coding region runs from base 1 to 1896 and encodes 631 amino acids. Gene Ontology annotation, molecular function: RNA polymerase II cis-regulatory region sequence-specific DNA binding; DNA-binding transcription factor activity, RNA polymerase II-specific. The record is from RefSeq and is a predicted model, not a curated record. The transcript is spliced from 6 exons. Lineage: Eukaryota; Metazoa; Arthropoda; Merostomata; Xiphosura; Limulidae.
AUGCGGUUUCCAGACUGUUUUUGCCACUGGGGUGGUGGACCAUGGAGGCCUGUCCUCCAAAGUGAUGACUCAGUUGAGAUAUUGUGGUUGCUUUCUGAGGAUGCCGAUGGUGCACUUCCUAAAGGGGAUCAUUUUUUCACCAGUUCAAUGUGGGAUUCUAGCUAUUUUGGGAAAGGGGACAAAUCUACAUUAUAUGUUCUUCUAGCAACUGGAGAAGCUGAUUUCUUGGAAGAAAAUUCCAAGCAAACUAUUUUGAUGUUUGAUGUAGCAAAAGAGGAGCAACAGGAAAAGAUUGAUGCAGCAUCAGAAAAAAGUGAGAACCUGUCUGUUCAAGUGAAAAUGGAGGAGCCUGGUGAUCUGCUACAUGAUGAUGUUAUUUCAAAGUUCAGUUGCAGUGAUGAUGAGGAUCAGGGUAGUUCACACUAUAAUGUUAGGAAUAUGAAAACAGAAACUGAAUUUCAAAGAGAUAUUGAAUCUGGAUUAGAAAGAACAUCGGAUAUAAAGACCAGUGUGAACAUCUGUUCUUGGAAUCAGUUUCCUGGUUAUGAUGUCAUAAAAGAUCACUUUACAGAAGACAUAAAAUUUUCAAACAACAACAUUUGUGGAGAUACAAAGUUAAGUGGAAAUAACGUAAUAGAAUCUAAUAUACAAUUAGAGCGUGAUGAUAAACUAUACAAUUGUGGAAAAACAUUUGAUAUCUUAAAACAACAAAAGAGAAUACACUCUGGAGAGAAACUUUAUCAUCGUACUAUGUGUGGAAAACAGCUUGGUACAAAUAAUGAAUUACAAAUAAACACUGGAGAGAAACCUUACAAUUGUACAGUUUGUGAAAAGCUGUUUGGAACAAAUAUUAAAUUAAAAAUAUCUCAAAUAACACAGACUGGUAAGAAACCUUACAGUUGUGUAGUGUGUGCUAAACAAUUUAUAUUUAAAUGUAAAUUAAAACAACAUCUGAUAACACACACUGGUAAGAAACCUUACAGUUGUGUAGUGUGUGCUAAACAAUUUAUAUUUAGGUGUAAAUUAAAACAUCAUCAAAUAACACACACUGGUAAGAAACCUUACAGUUGUGUAGUGUGUGCUAAACAAUUUAUAUUUAAAUGUAAGUUAAAAGAACAUCAAAGAAUACACACUGGGGAGAAACCAUACAGUUGUACAGUGUGUGGAAAACACUUUGGCAAAAAUAGUGUCUUAAAAGCACAUCAAAGAAUACACACUGGGGAGAAACCAUACAGUUGUACAGUAUGUGGAAAACCAUUUUUAACAAAUGGUAAAUUAAAAAGACAUAUAAGAGUACACACUCGGGUCAAACAUUACAGUUGUACAGUGUGUGAAAAACAGUUAGAAACAAAUGAUGAAUUGAAGAUACAUCGAAGAAUACACACUGAAGAGAAACCUUACAGUUGUACAGUGUGUGGAAAACAGUUAGGAACAAAGGGUCAAUUAAAGAUACAUCAAAGAAUACAUACUGGAGAGAAACCUUACAGUUGUACAAUGUGUGGAAAACGGUUUAGUACAAAUAGUAUCUUAAAAACACAUCAAAGAAUACACACUGGGGAGAAACCUUACAGUUGUGCAGAAUGUGAAAAGCAGUUUGGAACAAAUUAUAAAUUAAAAAGACAUCAAAGAACACACACUGGGGAGAAACCUUACAGUUGUACAGUGUGUGGAAAACAGUUUGGUACAAAUAGUACUUUAAAAAAGCAUCAAAGAAGACACACAGGAGAGAGACCUUACAGUUGUACAGAUUGUGGAAAAGAGUUUGGAACAAAUGAGUGUUUAAAAAAACAUCAAAGAAGACACACUGGGGAGAAACCAUAUAGUUGCACAGAUUGUGGAAAACCAUUUUUAACAAAUGGGGAAUUAAAAAGACAUAAAAGAGUACACACUACAUAGAAACCUUAGUAACUAUAGCUUAAAAACACCUCUGAGAAUACACACUGGGAAGAAAAGUUACAUUUGUAUAAGCUCCCCCCUAUACCUCAGCAGUAAUUCUGUGGCCUUACAAUGCUAAAAAUUGGAUUUUGAUACCAGUGGCUGAUACAGCACAGAUAGUUCAUUGUGUGUAUCUUUGUAACUUACCAUAUAACAUUAAAGGACAACAGGGGAACAUUUGGUCCAUAUGAGCAAUCUAUUCACUAAAUUAAAUUACUAAACCCUCAAAAAUAGAAAAAAAAAAUCUUAAAGCCAGUUCUUUUCAUUAGAAUAUUUAUCAAGUUUCUCUUAAACCCCCUUAAAUUAACAGCAUCCACCAUAUUUGAAGACAACCUGUUUCAUAGUUCAGCCAACCUUUUAGAAAAAUCCAAGCUGUUUUAGCUUAAGAUGACUUUGCUUGAAUUUAUAUUUCUGUCUCCAAGUCUAAGCAUUAUCUUCAUCAAAUAUGAAAAGUGAUGAUGCUUCAACUUUUCUCUUAACAAUCUUGUAAACCUGAAUCAGAUCUAUAUUUUUCUUUUUUCAAGCGAAAACAAGUUCCAGGCAUCAUCCUAGUAUUUCUCCUCUAAUCCUUUUCGAACAAUUCAAUAUCCUUUCUGAGGAAUUACAAAUACAUCAAAGAACACACACCAGGACAAACCUUUACAGUUAUAUAGUUUCUAGAAAACAACAAGGAUCAAACAAUUGAGUAAAAAGACAUAAAAAAACAUACUUACAGCUGUCUUGUUGUAGCAAAACG